Molecule: messenger RNA, 5706 nt
Organism: Ictalurus punctatus (channel catfish)
Lineage: Eukaryota; Metazoa; Chordata; Actinopteri; Siluriformes; Ictaluridae
Gene: cnga2a
Product: cyclic nucleotide gated channel subunit alpha 2a
Exons: 6
Coding region: 1472-3493 (673 amino acids)
Biological process (GO): monoatomic cation transmembrane transport
Cellular component (GO): plasma membrane; intracellular cyclic nucleotide activated cation channel complex
Molecular function (GO): cGMP binding; intracellularly cGMP-activated cation channel activity; protein-containing complex binding
Source: RefSeq, a predicted model, not a curated record
UACCACCACGUCUGUAAAACUGUCUCCGUACCCAACUGGAUAUUUGCAGAAAGAUACAUCGAUGGGUGAAAUCUCUUCAUGUUUUCUUAAAGACAACGUGUCCGUGUACGUUCCAGUGGUGCUUGAACGGUUCGGGAUUUUAGAAUUUUCGAUAUUAUCUGCCUCAAUUUUAACCUAAAACUUCAUCAGAUUUUCACCCAAGUCCUACAAGUAGAUAAAGAGAACCCGAUUAAACGAACGAGACGAAAACAUUAUACCUGGUCAUUUAUUUAUUGAGGAAAACGACCCGGUGUUACAGAACUAUGAGUGGCGAACGUAUGUUUUCAUUCAAUGGGUUGACGAUCAGGUGUGAGUGAGUGAGCGUCCUGUUUUAUUUAAAGAACAGGGAUCUAUCGGAGUCUGAUCUUCACAACACUGGGAGAGGUUACAAAACCAUCUCGGAAGAGUUCGGACUCCAGUCAGACAGGUCGCGUACAAAUGGAGGAAAUUCGAGACCUGUAUUCCCCUCCACAGGAGUGGAGACCAACAAAGAUCUCUCCAAGAGCAAGACGUGUAAUAGUUUGUGAGCUGGCAAAGGAACCCUAAGCAAAUAAAGGCUUCUCUUACAUUGGCUAAUGUUAAUGUUCAUGAGUCCACCGUGUGGGCAAGCCAGAAGGCUAUUGGGAAAAUGUUUUGUCGACGAAUCAGACAAAAAUAGACCAAUAGAGCUUUGGUUUAAAUGAGAAGUGUUAUGUUUGGAGAGAGGAAAACACUGCAUUCCAGCAUAAGAACCUUAUCACGUCUGUGAAACAUGGUGGCGGUAGUAUAACCCCAAUUUUGGCUAAAACGACUGUAGAUUUUUCCGACUUUUUUUGCCUGUUUGUCAGAAUUCGGGCACGGCGAUAUCCGGUGGGUUUUCUCCGAGCGCCUCAUAUGAUGUGUUCUACACUCCCAAGCUCCAGAGAGAGGAAUAGAGACCAAACAAACUUAAGAUUCCCCCAAACAGUUAUGGAAACUAGAGAUAAGGAACAGGAAAAUAACCUGUCAAUGGAGUGACCCCAGAAUCUGGGGAAAUAAAGUUAAAAUGGUAAGAUGGCAGAUCUUUUCUUACGUUGUGCCCUUUUCUUCUUCUACGGCCAAGAUCACGAGUACAUUGUAUACCUCGGGAGGCUUAGUUGGAGGUUUGAUCACCUCCUCCCUGUGCGCUUUCUCCCCCGCGCUUCACGGGUUUCCUCUGAGUUCUCCGGUUUUCUCGCCAGUCCAAACACAGGCACUGAAGGCUGAUUGGCGUUCCCAAAUUGUCCGUAGUGUGUGAGACUGUGCUCUGUGAUGGGUUGGCACCCCGUCCGGGGCGUCCCCCACCUUGUUUCCCCAGUUCCCUGGUAUAGGUUCCAGGCUCGCUGCGUUAUAGAAAAUGCCUGGAUCAAUUCCCAUAUCUCCGAAAUUCCCUACUGACUUCCUUUAAUGUUAAACUGUGGAGUUCUGUCCCAGCAUGACAGGACAAGCGCUCGAAGGGAGUGCAGAUUUGAAAGCCCACAGGCUCUCAGUGAAGACCUCAAUGGAGGACGAUUCGGAGAGAGCAGACAGCACACAGAGCCGCGGCCAUUCGAUAUGUGAUGACACGUCCUCGGAGUUACAGAGGAUGGCCACGCUCGAACCUUGUGGCCCAAACUCUCAGAACUCCUUCCGUGGAAGAGGAGCUCUAUCGAGGUUGGUGAGUAUGGUGGUGACGCUCCGAGAAUGGGCCCAUAAGAGUCUUCAGGAAGAGGAAGAAAGGCCAGACUCGUUUCUGGAGCGUUUCCGCGGGCCCGAGCUUCGCAUCACGCACAGCCGCAUCAGCAGCAAUCAUCCUGAUCCGCAAGACGCCAGCGUCAAGACCAAGAAGCCAGACGUGUUCAUUCUCGCACCAGCGGAUGAUGUGUACUACCACUGGCUGUUUGUCAUCGCCACAGCUGUACUCUACAACUGGUGCCUCCUGGUGGCAAGGGCCUGCUUUGAUGAACUUCAAACCAACAACUACAUUCUGUGGCUGGUUUUGGAUUACCUGUCUGAUCUGGUCUACAUCCUGGACACCUGUGUGAGGCUGAGAACAGGUUUCCUGGAGCAGGGUCUUCUAGUGAAGGACCUCAAAAAGUUAAGAGAGAGUUACAUCAACACCCUCCAGUUUAAGUUGGACCUCUUGUCCAUCCUGCCCACAGACCUGGCCUAUAUUGCCACUGGUAUCCAUGUGCCUGAGCUACGCUUCAAUCGCCUGAUGCGCUUUUCACGCAUGUUUGAGUUCUUCGACCGCACCGAGACUCGCACCAGCUACCCAAACAUGUUUCGCAUCGGCAACCUGGUGCUCUAUAUCUUGGUCAUCAUCCACUGGAACGCCUGCAUCUACUACGCCAUCUCUAAGUCUCUCGGCUUUGGGUCAGACCAGUGGGUCUAUCCUAACAUCUCGCAUCCGGAGUUCGGCACCCUGGCCAGAGGUUACAUCUACUGCCUCUACUGGUCCACACUGACACUCACCACCAUCGGGGAAAUGCCUGCACCGGAACGUGAUGAGGAAUACGUCUUUGUGAUCUUUGACUUCCUAGUAGGCGUCCUCAUCUUUGCCACCAUUGUAGGCAACGUAGGAGCCAUGAUAUCCAAUAUGAAUGCCACACGUGCCGAGUUCCAAGCCCGCAUCGACGCCAUCAAGCACUAUAUGAAGUUCCGUAAGGUCAGCAAAGAGCUGGAGGCUAGAGUCAUUAAAUGGUUUGAUUACCUUUGGACCAACAAGAAAACGAUCGAUGAGCAAGAAGUGCUCAAAAACCUUCCCAACAAACUGCGGGCCGAGAUCGCGAUCAACGUGCAUCUGGAAACACUCAAGAAGGUGCGCAUCUUUCAGGACUGUGAAGCCGGUCUGCUAGUGGAGCUUGUCCUAAAGCUGCGUCCUCAGGUCUUUAGCCCCGGUGACUACGUUUGUCGUAAGGGUGACAUUGGUAAGGAGAUGUACAUCAUCAAGGAAGGCCGGUUAGCAGUGGUAGCUGAUGACGGGGUGACUCAGUAUGCGCUCUUGACAUCCGGCAGCUGCUUUGGUGAGAUCAGCAUUCUCAACAUCAAGGGCAGCAAAAUGGGAAACCGUCGCACGGCCAACAUCCGCAGCAUCGGAUACUCGGACCUCUUCUGUCUCUCCAAGGACGACCUGAUGGAAGCUGUGAUGGAAUACCCUGACGCCAAGAAGGUGCUAGAGGAGAGGGGCCGGGAGAUCCUCCGGAAGGAGGGCCUGCUCGAGGAGCUGGGACUUGGAGGGCUUACAGGUGUAAAGAUGGAGGAGAAAGUGGAGCAGCUUGAGGCCUCAUUGGAUACUCUGCAGACUCGCUUCGCCCGGCUGCUGGGGGAGUACACAGCCACUCAGCAGAGGCUCAAACAGAGGCUCACUGCCCUGGAGUCCAGGCUGCAGUGCUCUGGAAGUGGAUAUCUGUCCGAUGGAAACGAGAGCACUAACGAUGGCGACGGCACUCACAGUGAGGUGAACAUUCAGCUGUGAACACAACUGUUUCCCAAUGACUUCAAUGGCACGCCCAAAACAAUGAAGCACGUAUGGUAAAUGUCGGUGAUGGUAUUCGUUUUAGUUUCCUGUUUUUCUAUUAAAUGUUGCUCGCUAGAAUUUUCAUAGAAUUGUUUAAGCUGCAGUUUUGAUUAUUUAUGAGCAAUUCACCAGCUUUUUGCUGCAUAAUAACAACAUAAUAUAAAUGACAGAUUUGACUGUUUACAUUACACGUCGUCUUGUUUUAUAGAAAUCUUUAUCAUUAGAAUUAGCAUUGCGUAAAUUAUUUUCAUUCCUAAACAAAUGAAUAAAACACCGUAGCACUGAAAGCAUUCUUACAGCAUUUACUACAGCGAAGCCCAUCCGACCCGCCACUUCAGACACAGCGCUGUGAAAACGUAUUUCUUCUGAUUUUGUGUACGUCUCAUACUAAAUAGUUUCAGAAAUUAAAACAAAAUCUAAGCUUAAACAGAGGCAGCCCGGGUAAACACAAAAUACAGUUUUUAAAUGAUAAAUGUUAUUUAUUGAAGCAAAAAGGUUAUCCAAUACCAACUGGGCUUGUGUGAAAAUGUAUUUGCCCCCAUAGUUAUUAAUUCCCCCAAAUGCAGUUCAGCCGGACUAGACACAACCAGGACUGAUUACUACAAACCCUGUUCAAUCAAAUCAACACUUAGAUAGAACUUUUUCCACAGCAUGAAGUUGGUUAAAAGGUGUGACAUAGUAACACACCAUGCCACAGUUGAAAGAAAUUCCAGAAAUGAUGAGGAAGCAGGUGAUUGACAUACAUCAGUGUGGGAAGGGUUACAAAGCUAUUUCAAAGGCUCCUGGACGCCAAAGAACCACAGCGAGAGCUGUUAUCUCCACAUGGAAAAACUCGGCACAGUAGUGAACCUUCCCAGAAGUGGCCGACCUUCCAAAAUUCCUCCAAGAGCACAGCGACGACUCAUCCAGGAAGUCACGAAAGAGCCGAGGAUACAACAUCAAAGGAACUACAGGCCUCUCUUGCAUCAAUAAAGGUCACUGUUCAUGACGCCACUAUCAGAAAGACACUGGGCAAAAAUGGCAUCCAUGGAAGAGUGGCGAGGUGAAAACCACUGCUGACCCAGAAGAACAUUAACGCUCGUCUGAAGUUUACCAAAACACACCUUGAUGAUCCUCAAAUCUUUUGAGAGGAUGCUCUGUGGAUUGAUGAGUCGAAAUUGGAACGGUUUGGAAGACAGGCGUCCCGUUACAUCUGGCGUAAACCAAACACUGAAUCCCACAAAAAGACCAUCAUACCUACAGUCAAGCAUGGUGGUGGAAGUGUGAUGGUGUGGGGAUGCUUUGCUGCUUCAGGGUCUGGCCAACUUGUAGUAAUUGAGAGAAACAUGAAUUCUGCUCUCUACCAGAAAAUCCUAAUGUAGAAUGUCCGGUCUUCAGUCUAUAAGUUGAAACUCAAGCACAACUGGAUUAUCCAGCGAGACAGUGAUCCGAAGCACAGGAGUAAAUCCAUGUCUGAAUGACUAAAAAAAACUCAAAGUUGUGGAGUGGCUUAGUCAAAGUCUAGACUUGAACCUAUUGAGAUGCUGUGGCAGGAGCUUAAACAGGCGCUUCAUGCUCAAAAACCCUCCAGUGUGGCUGAAGUAAAGCAGUUCUGCAAAAAAGAGAGGGCCAAAUUCCACCACAGCGCUAUGAAAGACUGAUCUCCAGUUAUCUGAAGCGUUUGGUUGCGCUUAUUGCUACUAAAGGUGGCACAACCAGAUUUUAAGUUUAAGGGGGCAAUUAUUUUUCACAUUAGUGAUAGGUGUUGGAUAACUUUUUGUUUCCUUUUCUUUUUGCUUCAAUCAUAAAAACUGUAUCGUGUGUUUACUUACUCAACCCGCCUUUGUUUUAUGUUGCAUUUCGUUUGAAGAUCUAAAACUAUUUACUAGGAAAUACAGUAUAUGCAAAUACUAAAGAAAUCAGGAUGGGGUGAAUACUUUUUCACAGCGCUGUAUACAGUUCUGUAUGUGUCAUAAUUUUAAUGUCAUUUUGCAAGGUGCAAAUUCAAAUUUGAUCAUUUAAAUGUAUUUCUCCUGAGCAUCAGUUACUCUUGAAAAUGAAAGGAGUGUUAAAAUAUACUCAAACAGAUUUCCUUGCAUAUUAUUUACGUUUUACUGAUGCUUUGAUUUUUAUUUUUGCAUUUUAUGUUGGCUCUACGUGAAUCUUCCAUGAAUAUUAAAAUGUCUCCUUUC